UAACUUGCUUGCUCACAUCCCUUGUUCACCAACUCUCUUCUCUCCGCAGGAAUGGUGCUGAACCCAUGGAACUGUCAGGAGCCUGGCUAACUUUCUCCAGCUUGCCUCCCUGCCUGCAUCUUCUCCUUCCCUCCUCCUUCCUUGUAAUCUACUACCCUCCCUUUCUCGGUAAUUCCACCCGCCCCAGUAGCAGACUGGGCGGUGACCUUAAUGCAUAUAUAUGUAUAUUUGUAAAAGAAGCUGGAUGCUCUCUUACCACCUCUGGUAUCACCUUGUCCAGCAGGAGGGAAACAGAUAGCCACUUGGCAGCUCUCACAACACACAAUGGCUUCUGUCUGGGUGCGAGCAGUUCUUACAGUGGUCCUUUUGCUCUUGGGAGGACACUACUCCAGUUCUGCAGAUUCCUGGUGCUACAAUGAAGCACACUGUGGCCCUAACACGUGGAUAUCGAGCGGUCAUUGUGGUGGCAAGAGACAGUCCCCCAUCAACAUCAUUUCACGUGAAUCCAUCCUUAACUCUAAACUGGGCGCAGUGAACCUCACCAGCUAUGAAGACAGCAAAAAACUGCUGGUGAUCAAGAACACCGGGAGAACAGUUGACGUAGAACUUGAAGAUGGGCUCUCUCUUAGCGGACAUGGCCUUCCAUCAUCAUAUACGGCUAAAUCCUUCCACCUCCAUUGGGGAGAUGGUGUCUCCAAGCCAGGAUCUGAGCACACUAUUGACAGUAAACGCUACUCUAUGGAGUUACAUAUUGUCCACACCAAAAACAACAUGAAUAUAUCGGAUGCCGUGAAGGACCCAGAAGGCAUUGCUGUGCUGGGAUUUUUUCUUGAGGGCUCAGAGGCGGCUAAGUCGAAGGGAAAGGCAGCCGAAGCCUGGGAAGAAUUUAUAAAGAACCUCCAGAAAGUCCCUGAAAAAGACCAAGAUGAAGAUCUCAGGAGUACGGUCUCUCUGCUGGACCUUUUGGGCACCACAAACCUUACCACCUAUUACCGCUACCGUGGCUCCCUCACCACCCCACAAUGCAAUGAGGUAGUCAUUUGGACCCUCUUUACGGACCCAAUCCUGGUGCCACCCAAAGUGGUAGAAGCUUUCCCAUCUGAACUGCGUUCAACCGAUUCCUCCAGUGGGCCCCCAAUAAAGAACAACUUCCGUCCCCAACAGAAACUUGGGGACCGGAAGGUGGAAAGAUCUGCUGGUUUGAGGUCCAGCUCUCCUUCCUCACUCAUCUCUCAGUCGGCCACGUUGCUUCUCUUCCUUUCCAUCACUUCUCUGGCCUCCUCCUUACUUUUCUAAAGGUUGGGAGAAGCAGGAACGACAUGGAAAGGUGAGCUGGAAAGAUCUACAAAAGACUUCAAAGCUAAGCAACCAUCUUUCCUGCCCUCUGGAAACUCCUGUUUUGUCUCCAUUUACCUAUCAGCCCAGCUCAUCCAGUAGCAGAACGCUAAUGGCAGGUGACACUAAGUGUGAGGUCCAUUUUCCAGCAAGAACAGGACUAUGGAUGAGAAAAAGUUCCAACUUUUUGGCCUGUAUUUCGAAAGCAAUUGCAGUCUGUCAAAACUAGAGCUGAAGUCAGACUUCUAAACUAGUUACCUCUUGAAUGACAUCCACAAUCUUAGAGCUUGUCUACACUGAUGAACACAGUUAUACCAUAGAAUCAUAAAAUUGGAAGAGAUCCCAAGGGCAAUGCAGUCCAACCCCAAUCUACCAUACAGGAACACACAAUCAAAGCACCCCUGACAGAUGGCCAUACAGCCUCUGCUUAAAAGCCCCCAGAAAAGGAGGCUCUACCAUUGUCCCAGGCCCCUUAGUG
Anolis sagrei ordinatus is the source of this 1813-nucleotide messenger RNA. Lineage: Eukaryota; Metazoa; Chordata; Lepidosauria; Squamata; Anolidae. The record is from RefSeq and is a predicted model, not a curated record.